This is a messenger RNA of Choloepus didactylus (southern two-toed sloth), 2847 nucleotides long. It is a transcript of the gene PSMD11, whose product is annotated as proteasome 26S subunit, non-ATPase 11. Gene Ontology annotation, biological process: ubiquitin-dependent protein catabolic process. Gene Ontology annotation, cellular component: proteasome regulatory particle, lid subcomplex. NCBI's taxonomy places the organism in Eukaryota, Metazoa, Chordata, Mammalia, Pilosa, Megalonychidae. Gene Ontology annotation, molecular function: protein binding; structural molecule activity. The transcript is spliced from 14 exons. Bases 48 to 1316 code for a protein of 422 amino acids. The record is from RefSeq and is a predicted model, not a curated record.
UUUCCGGCGUCGAAGGCCGAGGCCGGGGAUAGUGUGAGAGCUGUAAGAUGGCGGCGGCGGCGGUGGUAGAGUUCCAGAGAGCCCAGUCUCUACUCAGCACCGACCGGGAGGCCUCCAUUGACAUUCUCCACUCCAUCGUGAAGCGUGACAUACAGGAGAAUGAUGAGGAGGCAGUGCAGGUCAAAGAGCAGAGCAUCCUGGAACUGGGGUCUCUCCUGGCAAAGACUGGACAAGCUGCAGAGCUUGGAGGACUCCUGAAGUAUGUGAGGCCCUUUUUGAAUUCCAUCAGCAAGGCUAAAGCGGCUCGUCUGGUCAGAUCUCUUCUUGAUCUGUUUCUUGAUAUGGAAGCUGCUACAGGGCAGGAGGUCGAGUUGUGUUUAGAGUGCAUUGAGUGGGCCAAAUCAGAGAAAAGAACUUUCCUACGUCAAGCUUUGGAGGCGAGACUGGUGUCUUUGUACUUUGAUACCAAGAGGUACCAGGAAGCAUUGCAUUUGGGUUCUCAGUUGCUGCGGGAGUUGAAAAAGAUGGACGACAAAGCCCUUCUGGUGGAAGUACAGCUUUUAGAAAGCAAAACAUACCAUGCCCUGAGCAACCUGCCGAAAGCUCGAGCUGCCUUAACUUCUGCUCGAACCACAGCAAAUGCUAUCUACUGCCCCCCUAAAUUGCAGGCCACUUUGGACAUGCAGUCAGGUAUUAUCCAUGCAGCAGAGGAGAAGGACUGGAAAACUGCGUACUCAUAUUUCUAUGAGGCAUUUGAGGGUUAUGACUCCAUCGAUAGCCCCAAGGCCAUUACAUCUCUGAAGUACAUGUUGCUGUGCAAAAUCAUGCUCAACACUCCAGAAGAUGUCCAGGCUUUGGUGAGCGGGAAGCUUGCACUUCGCUAUGCGGGCAGGCAGACAGAAGCAUUAAAAUGUGUGGCUCAGGCUAGCAAGAACAGAUCACUGGCAGAUUUUGAAAAGGCCCUGACAGAUUACCGGGCAGAGCUCCGGGAUGACCCAAUCAUCAGCACACACUUGGCCAAGUUGUAUGAUAACUUACUGGAACAGAAUCUGAUCCGAGUUAUUGAGCCUUUUUCCCGAGUACAGAUUGCACACAUAUCUAGCCUCAUCAAACUCGCUAAGGCCGACGUGGAAAGGAAAUUAUCACAGAUGAUUCUUGACAAGAAAUUUCACGGGAUCUUGGACCAGGGGGAGGGUGUCCUGAUUAUUUUCGAUGAACCACCAGUAGAUAAAACUUAUGAAGCCGCUCUGGAAACAAUUCAGAACAUGAGUAAAGUAGUGGAUUCCCUCUACAACAAAGCCAAGAAGCUGACAUAGAGUUGGAUCUGUAGCGGUCCUUUGGAGAGUGUGUGUGGCAGGAGAGUGAAACCUUUGGGGAAAAUGCUAGGAGAUUUUUUUUCUUUCGUUCUACUUUUCGCUCGGAAAGUUUUUAAAUCCUCAUUUGGUGCAUCUGUAUUCCAGCUGAUAGGUGUGCCAGUUUUCAUGUAAUCUUUACUGGCCCAACUUGGGAGUGGGGAAAUUGCUUUAAAAAAAAAAGAAAAAGGAAAAAAAAAAAGGUUAUUCUAAAUAAAAGGAAAAAGGCUUACACUACCUAAAGCUGUGCUCUCUGCCUCCUGGGAGAGGGCCGCCAAGCCAGGCACCCCGCCAACCACUGGGGUACUGAUCCACCUGCUGGGCGUCACCUCUCCUCUUCUUCAGAAUUGGGUGUUUGCUGACCAUCAAAAGCAAUGACUUUUUAUUCUGUUUGUACGGAACCAAAACAAACAACUGUGUAUAGACUGCUGUUUUUUUUUUUUUUAUUUGAAAUGAGGCAUUUCGGUGUUCUUUCCCAUCAUACGGCCUGUCCACCUGCCCUUACCCCCGACAUUGGCUCCAGGAGACUGGCCAGAAGGUCCCGCUGCCGCCGCAGCGGCAGCAACAGCAGCAGCAGCACCUGCAUGGCUCCGCUCUGACCUGUGAAGGAAUGGAGACGAGGCCAGGAGCCAGUGUCCACUGCUGGCCACACAGGGAGCCAUGUGGGCCCUCAGCCCCCAAGGGCCUGCUGUGCAUGUGGCUUUUCUUUUUAACCCAGUAAACUAGGUUAGACACCAGUGUUUUAAUUGCCCCUCUCCUCUCUUUCUCUGUCCCUUCUCUUUCCUCUCUGUCAACCAGGAGACCACCAUGUGUUCCCCCUCCCUGCCCAGGAGCAGGCUGAAAUCCUUCGGCUUUUCUCCCUGUCUCACUCCUGCUGUCAGAUGGAUUUAUUCCUUUUUUUAAACAGUGAACAUCGGAAAUAAGACUGUGGGGUGUGUUUUUUUUUUUUUUUUUUUUCAAAUUUUUUUCUUGGGUUUUUGUGCAACCUCGUGUCCCUCUCCCGGGAGCUUCUUUAUUUACCUCUUGAAAUCAGACAGAUGGGAGGUAGAGCACUGUAUGUCAGCAUGCCUUGUUUUAUGAUGAAAUUACAUAGCAAGGCUUUAAUGCCAUUUGGGCAGGUAAGCUUCUGCACCUUUGUUGUGCUCAGCUACCUUUUCUCCUUCCUCUCAUCUCUUUUUUUCCACUUCCCUUCCUCUUGCCACCUUCCUGCUGGCCUCCUUUUCUCUUUCUUUCCCUUUCCCAGAUUAUCCUUUCAGGUUUUCUUAAAUUUAUAUUUUGUAAAAGGAUUUUGUUGUAUAAGGUUUUGCAUCCUUAUUGAACCUGACUGGCUUUUAUUUUCCUCUCCAAAAUCAGGUUUUUGUCCUCAACAUCAUGUCCAGUCACUGUUUUGGUUUUGGCACCAUCAUUAUCAAAUGUACAAACGGUUCUUGCCAACCAACACCAGGUAUAUCUGAUGUUCAGAUGAGUUCCAAUAAAAAUAAUUUUUUUUUCAAAA